This is a messenger RNA of Mesorhabditis spiculigera, 1269 nucleotides long. The record is from the annotation of a GenBank genome assembly. NCBI's taxonomy places the organism in Eukaryota, Metazoa, Nematoda, Chromadorea, Rhabditida, Rhabditidae.
AUGUUGAGCCGGGUGAGCGUGCGUGGGGCCUCCAGCGCCGCUGCGGCUUCAGCCUCUGCCCCACGGACCCAGACGACCCCGUCCGGUCUGACGGUGGCGGCCGACGAGCGAAAUGGGGCCGUUUCUCACUUGGUUCUCGCUUUCCGCGCCGGAACCCGCCACGAGCUGCCGUCCCAGAAGGGUCUCGUCCAUCACCUGCGCAACUUCGUCGGCCGUGACACCAACUCUUACCCUGGGGUUUCGCUGCUCUGGAGCACCGCGUCCAUCGGAGCCAAUGUUCGCGCUUUCGCGACGCGUGAGCUGUAUGGAGUCGCCAUCUCCGCUCCACGUGCCCAAGCCAACUUGGCCCUGUCCGUGCUCGGCCACAUCGCCGCCCAGCCAUCCUUCAAGCCUUGGGAGCUCGAGGACAUCAAUGAGACCCUUGCCGCCGACAUUGCCUACCGCACCCCGAUCGAUUUCCUUAGUGAAGACGUCCAUCGUGCGGCCUACAGAAAAGGCGGCCUCGCCAAUGGCCUCUUUACGCCAAAGAAGCUGAUCGGAAAGUACAAGCAGGAGGAGCUUCAGCAUUUCGCCGGAGGUCAUUUGCUGGCUGGAGAUGGCGUGCUGUUUGGCAUUAACGUCGACAACGAGACCCUUUUGUCGUACGGAGAAAAUCAUGCGCCGAUCAAGGAAGGAAAGGGAAAACCAGUUGAUGCCUCACCAUUCGUCGGUGGCGAGAUUCGUCGCUGGUCUUCCGGCAAAGUCGCCCAUGUUCUUCUGGUCGGAGAGGGUGCUUCGCUGUCGGACGUGAAGGGAAUCGCCGCUCAGAAUGUGCUUCUGGCUGCCCUUGCCCACAACACCUUGAAAUACGGCGGAAAGUCUGGCAAUGGUAUCCUGGCCAAGGCUGCCGGCAACGAGGGAGCUGGGAUCAGCCCCUACCAGGCUGUAUACAGCGACUCUGGAUUGGCUGGAAUCCACCUGACCGUCGAUGGAGCGGCUGCCGGCGCUCUCGUGCGAACCGUUGCGAAGACCUUGAAGAACGUGUCCGUUGAAGAUUUGGAAGGAGCGAAGGCGCUGGCCACCGCGCGAGUGAUCUUUGGCGUGGAAUCUGGCCGGGAUUUCGUGAUUGACAAAGCAGCGUAUCUUUUCGGAGGAAAAGGAGAAUGCAUCGUUAACGCCAUUAGCCAGAUCACCAAGGCCGAUGUCGACGCUGCCGCCAAGAAGUUGACGAAGAAAUUUGCGAUCGCCUCCUACGGUGAUAUCGACCACGUGCCCUACGUCGACGAACUG